Messenger RNA from Solanum lycopersicum (tomato), 857 nucleotides. RefSeq lists its product as uncharacterized. The record is from RefSeq and is a predicted model, not a curated record. Gene Ontology annotation, molecular function: calcium ion binding. NCBI's taxonomy places the organism in Eukaryota, Viridiplantae, Streptophyta, Magnoliopsida, Solanales, Solanaceae.
GCCUGUGACAGAAUUAGUUGGAAAAAAGUUGUAGAAACCAAUGCAAAGUGCUUAUUCACAUAGUUUCAUUCAAUUGUUACAUUUUUCAAAACCCCCCUUUUUCAUUAGUUUCUUGUUUAUCAUAGAUUUCAUUUUUCUUCACUAACAAUGGGCAAUGCUUCAUCUUUGCUGACUCAAUAUGACAUUGAAGAAGUUCAAGAACACUGCAAUCACACAUUUUCACAGCAGGAGAUUCUAUCUUUGUACCAGAGGUUUUGUCAACUGGAUAGAAAUGGCUGUGGAUUUGUCUCUGGAGAAGAGUUUCUUUCAGUGCCUGAAUUUGCUGUCACUCCUCUCUCUCAGAGGCUAUUACGGAUGAUAGACGGGUUAAAUUUCAAAGAAUUUGUGGCAUUCCUAUCAGCCUUCAGUGCUCAUGCCAGCUUGCAACAAAAGGUUGAAUUUAUAUUUAGAGUUUAUGAUUCUGACGGGAAUGGAAAGGUGUCAUUCAAUGAUAUGCUGGAGGUCUUGCAAGAUUUGACUGGACCAUUUAUAUCUGAGGUUCAAAGAGAGCAAGUUUUGACGCGUGUUCUUGAGGAAGCUGGAUACAGCAAGGAUUCUUCACUAGUCCAAUCUGAUUUCCUGAAGAUUCUUGGCAGUUCUGAUCUGAAGAUGGAAGUUGAAAUUCCAGUAGAUUGACAAAAUGGCUUUGCUUUAGUUGAAAUUAUCAUAUAAUUUGCACCAGCAAGAGUUAAACAAAAGCUCCUUUUGAAUUACUAAAUUUAAUACAUGUUAUGAUGAGUAUAUGUUAUAUUGAACAUAUGUAAAACUCAGGUUAUUAUUCACAUCAUAAUGGUUGAAUUGAUCAUAUCAUGUUGCAA